UUCAUAUAGGAGGUUAUAAGUAGAGGAGCUGACCUUAGGUGUCGCAGCAACCUGGUCCAGUCCCAUCUGUCAGACCUCUGAUAUUUUGUACUCAUCGACCGCCCUCCUUCUUGCCUCCUGCCUUAUCGCCUCCCUUUCCUCUGCGGAGCCAUGCAUCCACAGCGUCCUCUUCCGCAAGCCAUGCCCUCCUCCUCCCUGGGACAGCAGCUCCGGGACAUGGCCAUGGGUCUGGGACGGGGCAAGAACUUCCUGGGAGGAAACUUUGCCUUCAGUUUCAUCCAGUCGGUGAAGGAGUGCCUCUAUUUCCUUCUCUGCUGCUGGUGCAUCAAAGAGAUCCUGGACUGACCGACUGCGAGGGACUAGAUAAAGUGGGGACACAGUGAUUUUUCCCUGUGUCUCCAUUGGCUCCUGUCAAUUUCAACCAUCUUUAAUUUCAUCAAAAAUGGAGUGUUUGAUCAGCAAAGCAUUGGGUCUAUAAACGAUGCUCCUGUUGGGUUUUCAGGAAACACACUUGCACGUUUUCAGAUGUUCACUGUGGGGUUGGUUAUAGUUUCUAGAAGUUCCCUGAAUGAUCUUAGAUCUGGACGACCGGCUGACACGGCUGAAGUUCACUGUACAAGACAAACUGCUGUGGACGUGAAUAAAGGAACGAAUAAAUAG
Platichthys flesus (European flounder) is the source of this 660-nucleotide messenger RNA. RefSeq names its product lens epithelial protein (gene lenep). The transcript is spliced from 2 exons. The record is from RefSeq and is a predicted model, not a curated record. NCBI's taxonomy places the organism in Eukaryota, Metazoa, Chordata, Actinopteri, Pleuronectiformes, Pleuronectidae. Gene Ontology annotation, biological process: multicellular organism development. The coding region runs from base 151 to 345 and encodes 64 amino acids.